Messenger RNA from Caenorhabditis remanei, 2790 nucleotides. RefSeq lists its product as uncharacterized. Gene Ontology annotation, biological process: carbohydrate metabolic process. The record is from RefSeq and is a predicted model, not a curated record. Gene Ontology annotation, molecular function: alpha-1,4-glucosidase activity; carbohydrate binding. NCBI's taxonomy places the organism in Eukaryota, Metazoa, Nematoda, Chromadorea, Rhabditida, Rhabditidae. The transcript is spliced from 7 exons. The coding region runs from base 1 to 2790 and encodes 929 amino acids.
AUGAAACCAAAUAUUCUGAAUUCCCUGCUUCUUCUAUUUUGUUUGUUAACGACUUGUGAGGCAAGUCCCCGAAUCAAUUGUUACCCGGAACCGAAUGCCAAUCAAAAUCUGUGUGAAACACGUGGAUGCAUCUGGAAUCCCGUUGACGAUGUCGAUGGAACUCCUUGGUGUUAUUUCAAAGACGGUGUUGGAUACAAUCUAGCAUCUCAAAAUGGAACUACUUUCAACCUUCAGAAAAACAAUGGACCCAAGAAUCCGUGGGGCAUUGAUUUUCAGAAUAUUCAGAUCAGAACAUCAACUAUUGGAGGAAGUGUUCUAAAUGUGAAGAUUGGAGUGGAUGGUAGAUACGAACCACCUGUUGAUUUCCCGAGAUCAACCAUUGCCACUUCUGAAAUUCUCUCGUUUACCACUGCUUCCUCAGAUGAUUUAUUUUGGUUUUCUGUUAUUCGAAACAGUACAAAUCGGAAGAUCUUCGACACAUCACUCGGAGGACUCAUAUUUUCGGAUCAAUUCAUCCAAUUAUCCACUUAUCUUCCUAGCGAGAACAUGUAUGGGUGGGGAGAAAAUGCCCAUCAAUCAUUAAAACAUAACUUUUCUCGUUACUUGACAUGGGGAAUGUUGGCUCGAGAUCAACCUCCAAACUCUGGAAAUUUGGAUACAAUGAAUCUUUACGGUGUCCAUCCAUUCUAUAUGUGUCUGGAACCAGAUGGAAAUGCUCAUGGAGUUUUCAUUUUUAAUUCCAAUCCACAGGAAGUUACAACUGCUCCAGGACCUUCUUUGAUCUAUCGAACCAUUGGUGGCAACCUGGAUAUCUAUUUUUUCCCUGGACCAACUCCUGCUUUAGUCAUUCAACAAUAUCUUGCAUUUAUUGGGAAACCGUUUCUCCCGGCGUAUUGGGCACUUGGUUAUCAAUUAUCUAGAUAUGGAUACAGUGGAUUAGAUGAGAUGAAACAAAGAGUUGGAGCUGUGAGAGAUGCUGGAAUUCCUUUGGAUAUUGCUGUUGCUGACAUUGAUUACAUGAAUAGAUACAAGGAUUUCAGCACCAAUGAUAAUUGGAGUGGAUUUGAAGACUAUGUAAAUGUUAUGCAUGGAUGGAAUAUGAAAAUGAUUCCUAUCUUCGACCCAGCAGUGGAAGCUGAUUAUCUUCCCUUCCAGCGAGCAAUGGCUGCAAAUGCAAAGUUCAUAGAAUGGGAAGAUUAUUCUCAGGUUCAACCAAAUAUUCAAAAUUUGUAUCCAAUGGCGAAAAACACAAAAGUUAUGCUUGGUGUGGUGUGGCCAGAUCACCAUGUGGCCUUCCCUGAUUUCCUCGAUUCAACUGGAAGAACUCAAGCAUGGUGGAAAACUGAGCUUGAAUUGUAUCAUUCUCAAAUAUCUUUCGAUGGGAUUUGGAUUGAUAUGAAUGAGCCAGCCAACUUCGGAACAAAUGAACAGCAUCCUUGGUACUUCGAUGAUGCCGAUCAUCCAAACGAUGCUCCAUUAUUCUGUCCAACUAAUGGAACCAACCAAUGGGAUUUGCCACCGUAUCAGACUCAUGCAGUUUAUUAUUAUGGAGGGAAUGAAAAUAAUGCCUAUCUCUCCUCGAAGACUCUUUGCUUAGCAGGUGUUCAGAACAAUGGAUCAUAUAGAUUUUACGAUGUGAAGAAUCUGUACGGCCUGAAAGAAGCCAUUCCAACUCAACAAGCAUUGAUGGAAUGUACUGGAAAACGUGGAGCAGUCGUGUCUCGUUCAACAUUCCCAUCAGCUGGAAGAUAUGCGGGACAUUGGUUGGGAGAUAACACUGCGAGAUGGGAAGAUUUGAGAACUUCUGUUAUUGGUGCACAGGAAUUCAACUUGUUCGGAAUACCAUAUGUUGGCUCUGACGUCUGUGGUUUUCUCGGUACAUCUAACGAGGAGCUUUGUCUUCGUUGGCAGCAAAUGGGUGCUUUCCACAGUUUCUUUAGAAAUCACAAUACUCUCGGAGAGCCUGCUCAAGAUCCAGCCGUCUGGCCAUCUGUCGCAGCAGCCACAAAAACUGCGAAUCUGUUCCGUUAUCAAUAUCUUCCGUAUCUGUUCAGUCUUCAUUUCCAAGCUUCUCAAUCUGGAUUGACAGUUGUUCGUCCAGUGUUCUUCGAAUAUCCGACUGAUACAGAGACUUUUGAUUUGGGAUAUCAAUUCAUGUGGGGUUCAAACAUUCUUGUUGCUCCAGUACUUUAUCAAGGUGCAGUUACAACAAACUUGUAUCUUCCAACGGAUGUAUGGUACUCAUUAUUUGAUUAUCGUUAUGGAAGUAAGAUCGACUCGGGAUACAUUACUGUUCCAUCACCAACUACUUCAAGAAUCCCAGUUUUCGUCAGAGGAGGUAGUGCAAUCCCUCGUCAAACCCCAACGACUACAACCACAAUGAGUCGUCACAAUCCAUUCGAACUUCUUAUUGCCCCAUGUCAACUUGGUAAAGCAGUAGGAGUUUUGUAUUGGGAUGACGGUCAGAGUAUAGUUGAUUCAAUCGACACUCAUGAUUUCCAUCAAUUUGAUUUCAACUACAUUUCCACGAGCAAUGGAGCACAACUAACGAUUACAAGAACCAGAAAGGGAACUAUCGUUCUUCCAACCAUGGAUAUUCUGGAGAUCUUCAACUACCCGUCUCCUCCGAAUUUCCGUUCAUUCCUCCUCAAUGGCCAGUCGGUCAAUAUCAAUGUCCAGUCCUCGACCUACUCUGGCAUAACAAAAACUCUCUAUAUUUCCACGAAAGACUUGAUUGAUCUUACCUCUUCUGAUUCAAUCACAUUGGAAUGGUCUAAUGUUUCGAAGUAA